Molecule: messenger RNA, 932 nt
Organism: Phoenix dactylifera (date palm)
Lineage: Eukaryota; Viridiplantae; Streptophyta; Magnoliopsida; Arecales; Arecaceae
Source: RefSeq, a predicted model, not a curated record
UUAUGAGCACUGGGUCUGCAAGGCAAAAUAUUUAAGUACACGGGAUAGUUCAGGCCAAAGCGUUCAUCUCUUUUGUUCUUCUGGAUCUCUGUCUCGUGCUCCAAAGCUGCCUGCUAUCGAUAGAACUGUCAGAUGAUUCAAAGAUGCAGUAAAGUUUCAGGUGGUCUGUUGUUCUCUCUCACAGUUAUGGAGUCUUCCCCACUCAUUAUGGAGGCAGAAGAAUGCAGCAGCUGUGAGUCUGGUUGGACCAUGUACCUCUCAUCCCCCAUGCAUGAUGGUGGAGAUAGUGAUGCCGAGCUCCAACCUAAUGAUGAAGAAGAGGAUGAUGCCAAUGAUCGCUGCAGGAACGAAAGCGAUGAUGGGAGUGAAGGUGAAGAUAAUGAUUCUAUGGCUUCAGAUGCUUCUACUGGACCGAUUCAGCGCAAGCAUGGUGAUACAAAAUGCGAUCAAAGUAGCUUAAUUUGUCGUCUCGAACAUGAUGACGACGACGACGGGAUUGAAGAAGAUGAGCGCAACCAGUAUCACUUGUCGUACUCAUGCAAGAAGUUUUGUGAGGCGAACAAAAUGAAAAGUGGAAGAAGGGUUGGUGUUUCUCACAAGGAAGAUGGUGCUGCUUCUUUUUUCCACACCGGCUCGAAGGUGAAGAAGGCAUCUGGAUUCAACCAAAAAAAAAAGAAGGCAUCUGGAAAAUGAUAGUAUGAAUGUUUCUUUAUGUUUCUGCUAUGAAAAAAAAUAUCGACCUUUCUAUAUGUUUUCAGAUGAGAAAGCUGGCCUUCAAUAGAAUUGUCAACUAUUUCAAAGGGAAGCUAUCUGCAAAAUAGAUAGACGGGCAUCAAAUAACAUGACGUAUCCUAGUCUUGUAACUCAAGUUUGAAGCUUGUUCAUCUUAAUGGUACCAAGAUAUGGUGUUUAAUUUUCACCUUUCAUCUUCA